Messenger RNA from Poecile atricapillus (Black-capped chickadee), 436 nucleotides. It is a transcript of the gene ROMO1, whose product is annotated as reactive oxygen species modulator 1. The transcript has 3 exons. The record is from RefSeq and is a predicted model, not a curated record. Gene Ontology annotation, cellular component: TIM23 mitochondrial import inner membrane translocase complex. NCBI's taxonomy places the organism in Eukaryota, Metazoa, Chordata, Aves, Passeriformes, Paridae. The coding region runs from base 114 to 353 and encodes 79 amino acids. Gene Ontology annotation, biological process: protein import into mitochondrial matrix; protein insertion into mitochondrial inner membrane.
GCCGGAAGCGGGGCCCAGACAGGCGGAGGUGCGGUGCGGCCUAGCGAAGUACGGGCCCGAGCACGAGCACGAGCACGGGCACGGGCACGGGAACAGGGGUGGCCGGGGCGCAGAUGCCUGUGACCGUGGGCCCGUAUGGGCAGUCGCAGCCCAGCUGCUUUGACAGAAUAAAGAUGGGUUUCAUGAUGGGCUUUGCAGUGGGCAUGGCUGCAGGAGCGCUGUUCGGAACAUUUUCCUGCCUCAGGAUUGGCAUGAGAGGACGAGAGCUGAUGGGUGGAGUUGGCAAAACGAUGAUGCAAAGCGGUGGGACGUUUGGGACAUUCAUGGCCAUUGGUAUGGGAAUACGCUGCUAAUCUGGAGUUUGGGAUUUGUCCCAGAGUGCCCCCACCCAGCCAUUCCGCCACUGUACAAUAAUAAAAUCUUUAGAUACCUGGAA